AAACCAAGUGUGAAUGUUAUUUUUUUUCUCUUGUGCAAGCUUGGUAAAUAGCACUGGACCUGAACUUGUUUUGGUGACUUUGUCAUGUUUGACUUGGCUGUGUGUCAAGAAUCGCUUAUUAAAGUGAAUAAUAUUAUGUUUCUAAAUAAAAGCAUUGUUUUUAGUGGGUGAUUAAGUGUAGAUCCUGCUCAGAACAAAAAAUCCUGAUUUCCCUAGUUGUCAGGUUUAUUGCUGUUUUUUUAAAGCACACUGGGAUUUUAAGAGGAGAAGAAAAUAUUUGGGCUGCUGCUGUUCAUUCACGUGAAUUUAAACUGAAUCUGCUCCCGUUUUGAACUGACCCAGGCAUAAGCCAGCUGUGAUAGGGAAGUUUUCCAAAGGGAGUGAGGCAGGCCCUGAGCUGAUCAGAGUAAGUGUGGAUGCAGCACUGAGGGGAACAGGCUCACCUCAGGUAGGUGUCAUGGCUUGUCACAAUUAAUGCCCUGCCUGUGGCUCUCCCUUCCCUAGAGUGUGUGAGGAAGGUCUUGGAUCCGCCUUCACUUAUCCACACAUGCCCGCACAGACAGUGUUAUGAGAUAAUGGCAGAGUUCUGGAGCAUCUGAAAUUCUCACGUGAUGUGGAGACUCUGAUUUGCAAAAUCUGGUGUUCUUCUGCACUAAACUUGCAGACUCAUUUCCUUGGAGCAAAACACAGGACGGUUGAAGAAGCACUGAAAACUCAUGGCAUGAUUAAAACAGAAGGUUCCUUAGGAAAGAAAUUGAAAACAACUGUGAAACUUCCUGAUUUUGUUAAAACAGAAAGUUGCUUAGGGAAGAAAAUGAAAACACCUGCGAAACUUUCCAAUUUUGCGCCACUUGAGCCAGAGAAGCUUCAUGGACAGACACUGGAAGACCAGCUUAAUACAUGUAAAGAAUCAGAACCUGCACUUGGACUUAAUUACAUAAUAGAAUACCGAACAAAGGACAAUGUUCCUUUUCUCUAUGAAUGUCAACUAUGUUACUGUAAAACAGGACUGAGUAACAUGUUCAUGCAUGUUUGUGGUUCCAAGCACAGACUGGCAUACUUGAGACAACAUUAUCCAGAGAUAGCACAAUCUGAUGAAGUCAAGGGUAAAGGCUCUGAACUAAACAAAAGAGUUAGGCAAAUUGGAUUAACAAUUGAGAAGAAAGAAGGAAGAAAACAAAUACAGGUUGUUAUAGGUGUUCCAAAACCGAGAAGGAAAUGGCAAGAAUCUCCCAGUGCAGAGGACAGCCCUUCAAAAGCUAAAGUUCAGCAUGUGGAUGCGCCCCUUAGUGAUGCAGAAAAAACAGAUAAUAAAGAUGGGGAACUGACAGAGCCUAUGCAAGGUGAAAAUAAUGUUCAGGAGCAGAAUGAAGAAAGGCAGGAAGAACAGGGAAAACCAGAUGAAAAAGUUGAACCUAAUAAUGCUAUUGAAAGCAGCAAUGACUCAGAAUGGUGUGAGACCAAUAAACAAUCAGAGGAAGAAAACACAGAAGCUCAGCAAGAAUUUACAGAAGAUCCUGAAGAAUUCACUAGUCAAGAAGAACUGUUGGGUUAUUUGCAAAGUUUUGAGAUACUGAAUGAAGAUGAUGCUUCAUUUAUCCUGAAAGUUACACAGACUCUCACAAAUGCACUGGUGGAAUACCGUCAGCAGGCUGCAUCAAACAAAGACCACCUAGGUGCUGGAUAUAAUGGAGAAGCAGCACUAGAAUAUUCCACAGAACAGUCUGGCCCAACUUCAGCAGAUAUUAAUGACUCUGACACUGACUACUCAAGCAGCUGGUCAGCUAAGCAGUUCUUACCAGCCAAUGAAGAUGAAGCCCAGAACUUUUCAAGUGGCUCUUUGGAAACAGCAUAUGAGAACAACAUCACAACUGAAUUUUUGAAGAGUGUAAGAAACAUGAAUGCUGAGGAGGUUACUGACACCCUGCACAAAAUAGCAGCAUCAAAUCCAGCUUUCAGAGGAAUCGAUAUACCGAAUGUUAUAAGGAUCCUGACUGAAAGUGGAACUCUGAGGGGACCAAGCAAUGGCAGCACACAGUGACAUGGUACUUAAUAGAGAUAAUGCAGCAAUGUUUACUUACUGUAAGUUUGUUGCUUUACUUCAUUUGACCUCAUGGAGUUAUUUUGUUUUACAUUUAAGUUUUGUACAGUGUUUUUUUAUAUUAAAUUAAGAACUUGCUUUUGAUGUUCUUGUUAUUUAUUUUUCCAUUUAGCUGAAAGUUCUAUAUUGUGGAAAGUUUGUAAAGCUCAUGCUCAUUCUUUCUGUGUUAAAAAAGCUUUUUAAAACAGGUAAACUUGCUUUCUUCAGUUUUAUUAAAUACAUUGACAGUCUGAACUUUUCUUAAUGUUGGUUCUUUUACAAAGAAUUAUCAGCAGAAUGAACUACUGCACUCAGCAGUACAAACUCAUCCCACUAGAAAUGCUUGGAAGUUAUUCCCUGUGGCUGCUGGGACUGACUAAAAAGCCUUUGUAAUAAAAACUCUUUCCCAUAUAAGGGUUAUGAACAAGUCUCCAUAUCUUUUUCUUAAUAAGAUUAAAAAUAAUAAUAAAAAGUCAGCACUGCCAGUCUCUUGCUGAGACGAGAAGUGUCUGGAUUAUAGCUGAUUUAGGGAGCAUAGAAGCUCAGCAAAGUUUGUAGAAGUUUGCAAAUUUAGAGAUAUUUCCCAACAGGAAAUAUAAGCAGGCUCUGACUAAGAGGCACUGAUGUAGUGGCAAGAGUAUCUUUUGUCUUUUAUCCUGCCAGUGUGAGAAUGAAAUGAAAGCUGGCUUACACUGUCCUUCAGGCUCUUUUAACAUGAGUUUUUUUCCAACUAAAUUAGUUCUGGUUCUGACUGAGUGUACAUGUCUCUACAUUAAUGACUUCUACUUUUGUAAGAGGGUGAAAAAAUGUUUUGAAUGGUUAUAGAUUAGUUUGCUUGGGAAAAAAUAUUUUUUUAAAGUGAUUAAAAUUAAAUUCCUGCUUGUGAUGCUGGGUAGCAUUCAGUGGUUCUAAUUAAAGCUCUUCAGCUUUGCAGCCAAAUACUGAUGUAACUUAGACAUGCUGGGGCCAGAUGGCAUAUGAACUUUUUAGUGUUAACUUACUUUUUUUUUGAGAUCUGGAUGGAAUUUGAGAAUUCUCAUCCUGAUGGUUUCACAUCUUCAUACCGUGGAAUGCAAGAUGCAGUAAAACUAAGGUAACAAAGAAAGCAGCAACAAAAUUUAUGAGUUUUAUUAUGUGAAUGGACCCAGGAAGGAAAACAGUUCAGAGAAAAAUUAAAACACUGUGUUUUAAAGAAACUCUGAGGAAUUUCUGGAAUGCAUCUAAAUCUGUUCUUAUCAGAGGCAGAGAUGGAACCAGAUUCUUACAGUUCAUUUACUCUGUAUAGAAAUAAUUUUAAUGCCUGGUUCAUGGAGGUGAAUUUAAUCAGCAAAAAUUCUGAAUUCUGAAAAUAAAAAUAGAAACACCUUUUUCCUGUUUGUUUUCAAGAUGCAAAACAAUCUCGUAUUAAAAUAACAAAAUUAGAAUAUUCAACUGUUGUAAAUGGCCAUCUCUGAGACAGCUUCUUUUUCCUCUUACUGUGGAAUCAUUUCAAGUGGAAAUAGAGUUACAAUAAAGUUGAAGUGACUUG
This is a messenger RNA of Melospiza melodia melodia, 3608 nucleotides long. RefSeq lists its product as uncharacterized. The record is from RefSeq and is a predicted model, not a curated record. Gene Ontology annotation, molecular function: double-stranded RNA binding; single-stranded RNA binding; zinc ion binding. The transcript has 17 exons. Bases 722 to 2041 code for a protein of 439 amino acids. Lineage: Eukaryota; Metazoa; Chordata; Aves; Passeriformes; Passerellidae. Gene Ontology annotation, cellular component: precatalytic spliceosome.